Acanthaster planci (crown-of-thorns starfish) is the source of this 2789-nucleotide messenger RNA. RefSeq names its product MAP kinase activating death domain (gene madd). Gene Ontology annotation, biological process: regulation of apoptotic process; regulation of Rab protein signal transduction. Gene Ontology annotation, cellular component: cytosol. Lineage: Eukaryota; Metazoa; Echinodermata; Asteroidea; Valvatida; Acanthasteridae. The record is from RefSeq and is a predicted model, not a curated record. Gene Ontology annotation, molecular function: guanyl-nucleotide exchange factor activity.
GCAUGGUAAUGACAUUGAUCUGAAGCCAUCAGGAAGCAAACGUAUGCGGAAACAUUCUUUUGUGGUGCAUGCUGGUACGGAUACCAAAGGGGAUGUGCUUUUCAUGGAGGUAUGCGAUGACUGUGUUAUCAUACGAAGUGGUAGUGGAGCUGUUUGUGAUCGUUGUUGGUAUGAGAGACUUAUCAACAUGACUUACUGCCCUAAAACAAAAGUCUUGUGUCUCUGGAGAAGACUGACCAAUACCACUCGUUUGGACAAGUAUUACACUAAAAAGUGUCGUGAGCUUUACUUCUGCAUUAAAGAAAGCAUGGAAAAAGCUGCCACUCGUCAAAAGAAUGGUAUUUCAGGAGAGCCAGAGUUAGGGGGAGAAUUUCCUAUUCAAGAUGUUAAGAGUGGUCAAGGUGGCCUCCUACAAGUUACCAUGGAAGGUGUUGGUCUAAAGUUUUCUCAGUCAAAGGAACUAGAGUGGUUCAUCGAACUGAAAGAUAUCAAGGAAUACAAAACAAAGAAAGAUAUCUUUAUGCUUGCAGAGUAUGAUCCAAAACGUAAAGAAACAGUUCGUCACAAGUUUCAGUCCAACAUGGCACAUGACAUUGGCUAUGCCAUGCUGUGUGUAUUUUCCUACAUUGCUGCUGCCAGAAGUGCUGAUAAUCACACACGCAAGGAACUGGAGGCAAGGAUGGCUGGGCGACGUCGCCAGUUUCUGCACUCCCCAUGAAUACCAGCUUCCUGUCAGUUCAUUCCUAUCAGUUUAUUCAACACCACUACUUUGAAUUUCAAAACUGUGAUCCUAUUUGGCAAGUAGAAAAUGUGACCAGGAUUUGUUAAAAGUGUGGGGGUAUUCUGUUUUUGUUCACUGACAAAUUGCAAAGCCAUGGCAUGGGGUUCAGGGCCAGCUUGAGGGCCCCCCAAAUUUUAAUCUUUAGAUGCUCUCUUGUGCAUUCUAGAGUUUUUCCUGAGCUUUUCACAAGUGAUUUUUCAUGGAAAAAUGACAGAUUUAAAAGUAACUACAUUGUUUAAGUGCUACAGGUAUAUUGCAAUUAUGUGUGAUUUUCAGUUUUUUAAAUAUGUUUACAUCGCAAAAAAUUGGAAAAUGAAUUCGAAUUGACAUACCUCUUGAUUGACAGGUGUUGCAAAGGUCUAUAUUUUAGUGUGAUUGCCUCCCUCUCAUAGUGAUUUGUCUAUUAAUUUAUUGUCAUUUACUGUGGUAAGUGAAGCAGAACGAAGUUAAUGUUGGAGCAGAAUAUUCAGCCGUUUUCAAUUUCCUCAGUGCAUCGAUGUGCAUUACACUGGUUGGGCCUACAUCUAGUACUUGCUGAUGCAUGUGUAAGUUUAACUGAAUUUAUAAACUAUACUUUUCAAGAGUGAUAAAUUAAUAAUUACUUGCCAAGCAAAUAGUACUACUUUUUCCAUGUCAAAUAACAAACGUCAGGUGUAACAGGGACUCAAAUGUCACACUUUUGGACCCCUGAUUUCUGGAACUAACCAUUAACGAGGUUCGACUGUGUAUGUCAUGUACAUGGCUAGCUGCACAGUUGCCAAAAUAUCUCUCAAACCAUGUAGAUUUGUGUUUGAAUGUACCUUUUAAAUUGAAAUUGACAGGAGAAAGUCAGAAAAGUUCUCAAAGAAUAAUAUCUAUUAUUUCUUUGGAAAAAAGUGCUUUGUGCUAUCCAUGAACUCAUCACAACAAUGGAGAAAAUCACAAAAGGCAGUCUCUAUCCACUCGUGUACCGCCCCUGGCACAUGCUAAGCUAUUGCGCACAGACCAGUAAGUUGACCAGCCGCCGGACCCUGCAUGCACUUAUCGCGCUGCGGUCAAAUGCACCCACACUCAUGAUUUAAACCUCAUUCUUUGUGAGGUAUUUCUGAUCCAUGUUUUUUUCAAAAACAAGACCUUUCUUGGAAAUGUCAGGGAAAGCCUUAAAAUUUAAGCCAUUUAGUUUUCACAGAUGAAACCCCCAGGAAAUUUAACUUUUUUUUUUUUUUUUGGUCACGGAAGGUUUGUCAUGGAUAAGCAGUUAAUGGUUUGGGCAACUCAAACGCUGUCCAUUCAUGCCAAAAACAAUUGAAAUAGUGUGGUCCCUGGGGAUAGAAAUCUUUUAGGUUCAUCAUUUUGAUCGGGAGACAAGGAACCAUGUUUUUGUACACAAAACGGUCCGUGCACACAACAUGUGCACUGGAGCCUAUUUCGAUUCCUACUAUUGGUUGGCAAUGGUAAACCCAAUAAGUGCGUGUUGCGGGCAAAAAUGGGUAUCAGGCAUAUAAGCAAUAAUCGGGAAAAGAAUUGCACACAUCGGGCCAAUAGGCAAGUGUGUACAUGUGGAUGUGUUUCCUGAUGAUUUUGGUGAAAUUAUUAAAGGAAAAUGCCUUUGUGAAUUUGACAUUGUUCAUUGUUUUAGAAUUGAACUCGCUUUUCGUAGGUAGACAAAUUAAGAUGGUAAAUUAUUUGUGCAAGUCUGUUUUAAUGGUGUCUUCCUGAACCCCCCACAUAUUUACCUAGAUGUGUAUUCCAGAGCAUUGAAUGUGUAAACAAACCAAAAUGUAAUGUUAUAUUUACUGCAUUCACUUCAAAAAUCCUCAAGGGUCGUUGAUUUUGGUGAGAUGUUAUUACUUUGGUCAUUGAAUAUAGUUAUUUGGUAUGUAAGUAAAAUGUGGACAGUAUACAUACUUUUUCACAGAACUGUAUUCAACGAAUCAUGGAAAUGAUGUAUGCUUAACCACUUUGUGCCGGGGCAUUUUUCAACGUUGAUGAUGCUGGGCCGGCAUGACUAUCAUUUUUUCCGUUUUCA